This is a messenger RNA of Coccinella septempunctata (seven-spotted ladybird), 685 nucleotides long. RefSeq lists its product as uncharacterized. NCBI's taxonomy places the organism in Eukaryota, Metazoa, Arthropoda, Insecta, Coleoptera, Coccinellidae. Bases 7 to 618 code for a protein of 203 amino acids. The transcript is spliced from 3 exons. The record is from RefSeq and is a predicted model, not a curated record.
UCAAUCAUGAAGAUAUACGUAUCCUUAAUAUUCAUAGUUUUGAGCACCAAUAACAUUUUUAUCUCAUUGGUCAAUUCUUUGGAAUGUCAGUAUUGCAGCAGCACACAAUAUUCUUCUGAUUGUCGCAAAGGCACCGUGACUGAUCUCAAGACAUGUACCAUCCAGGGAGAAGAUCACUGCUAUGUAGAGUAUAUAAUAAACACGGGCAGUGAGCCUUUAUAUCGUAGAGGGUGUGCUCCUGGCAACUGGUGUCAACAACAGGUAGGAAAUCAUGGUACCGCACUGAAAUUCUGCAAUACAUGCCAAGGAUCACAAUGCAACAAUGAAGCUAUUGGGUCCAAAGACUCUUCUUCGGUCUUAUGCAGAAAAUGCGAGGGUGAACAUCCCGACAGUGACUGCAGAAAAGGCACCCUCAACACAAGUGAGGAAUGUCCAAUAGGUUCCUUGUGUAUCGAAUAUUAUGUUGCGACUACUAGAAGGAAUUUAUGGAAAAGAGAUUGUGGUGACAGUAAUUCAUGUUCCAAACUUCAGAAACAAUAUUUAAAAUCAUUGGAAGAAUGCAAAAGCUGUAUUUAUGAAUUGUGUAACAAUGAUGAAAUGAAGGUUGUUUCGCGUUGAUUACUGUAACUUUAUUUCCCCUAUUUAGGGGUUGUGAUGAAAUACAACUAAGCAGAAUAUUUCAGAA